Messenger RNA from Cylicocyclus nassatus, 312 nucleotides. The record is from the annotation of a GenBank genome assembly. NCBI's taxonomy places the organism in Eukaryota, Metazoa, Nematoda, Chromadorea, Rhabditida, Strongylidae.
AUGAUCAGCACACCAGCCAACGCAGUUGAUGCGCAAUCACAACCCAGCUGUUUUAUCAGUUCUCCAAUCUGUGUCUUCCUUCUGCGGCCUUUUGACGUCAGGCUCCUCAUCUGUAGUACAAAGUCGGAGUCUUCCAUUCUUUUACCAGUAGCCACUGAUUGCUUGUUGGAUCAUAGUUUUGCAAACAGAACGAUUCUUAGUCAUCUUAUUGAUUGCUGUGGAAAAUCAAUGGCUUUCAGCGUUUCAUACCACCCACCUCCCAUAAGGCCGUUGAAUCAGCGUAUUAGUGGAGGAUUGGAGAGCAGAAUAUAG